UCUCAGUUGUUAAAAUUUAGGCACCCCUAGAUCUUUCCGUCUCUAUGGUUUUUGGAUUAAUUUUUCGGUUCUUUCAAAAUUUAUUUAGGUCAGUGAAGUACAGUAUUAUGGGGGAUUCAGCAGAUGUAAAACUGGAUCCAUUUAGCCAUGUUAUCGUUCCACCAAUACCGAAACUGGCCGACAUGCAUAUGUACUGGGUGUGGCGAAUGCUCAUUAAAUCAUAUCUGACUGCAACAGGCCUUUGGUCUGGAAAUCAUCCAAAGGAGAGCGCCCACGCAAAGUUUGUGUUGCUGAGCACGUUGGAAAUUUGGGUUGUAAGAAAGGAGUACGAUGACAUGACCAGCAAGUCCAUUUUCGAAGAUCUCGAGGAACGAUACGCUAACAAUAACAAUCGAAGACAAUCAGUGAAUAGUUAUUUUUAAAAUCAAUAAGAUGUGUUUCUAUUGAUUUCGCUGUACAGUUC
This is a messenger RNA of Drosophila erecta, 463 nucleotides long. RefSeq lists its product as uncharacterized. The record is from RefSeq and is a predicted model, not a curated record. Bases 45 to 422 code for a protein of 125 amino acids. NCBI's taxonomy places the organism in Eukaryota, Metazoa, Arthropoda, Insecta, Diptera, Drosophilidae. The transcript is spliced from 2 exons.